Molecule: messenger RNA, 2757 nt
Organism: Pteronotus mesoamericanus
Lineage: Eukaryota; Metazoa; Chordata; Mammalia; Chiroptera; Mormoopidae
Gene: ICAM1
Product: intercellular adhesion molecule 1
Exons: 7
Coding region: 81-1667 (528 amino acids)
Biological process (GO): cell-cell adhesion
Cellular component (GO): plasma membrane
Molecular function (GO): integrin binding
Source: RefSeq, a predicted model, not a curated record
GCAAACUGACCUCCUCCCCUGCCCGUUACUAGUCUCUAUCUGCGUACUAGUCUCUAUCUGCGUACGUCGCUCUGGCGCCCAUGGCCACCCGAUCUCUGCUGCCAGCGCUCCUGGUCCUGCUCGGGGCUCUGCUCCCAGGAUCUGGAGGUGCCGGAACAUCAGUGCAACCCCCAGAAGCCACCAUACCCCGAGGAGGCUCUGUGGUGGUGACCUGCUCUGCCACCUGUGAUCAAAAUGCCACCUUGGGCCUGGAGACUCCAUUGACUAAGAAGCAAAUCAACCAAGGGCAAAACUGGGUGACCUAUGAACUUAGUGGCAUACAAGAAAACAGCACUCCACUAUGCUUCUCAAACUGCGGCGCUCGCCAGACCCAGGCUUCAGUGUCCCUUACUGUGUACUGGUUCCCAGUGAGUGUGGAGCUAGCGCCCCUGCCCCAGUGGCACCCUGUGGGUGAAAACCUGACCCUGCACUGCCAGGUGGAGGGAGGCGCACCCCGGUCCCACCUCUCCGUGAUGCUGCUUCAAGGGGAGAAGGUGCUGGCCCAGCAGCCUGCGGUGGGGGAGCCCGCUGAGGUCACUGCCACAGUGCUGGCAGGCAGAGACGACCAUGGCACCAAUUUCUCUUGCCGCACGGAACUGGACCUUCGGACCCAAGGGCUGGGACUGUUCCAGAACAGAUCAAUCCCCAGGAAGCUCCAAACCUUCGUCCUCCCAAAGAUCGGCCCACGCCUUGCUACUCCUCGGAUCAUGGAAGUGGGCACACACUGGCCCGUGAACUGCUCCCUGGAUGGGCUGUUUCCCGUCUCAGAGGCCCAGGUCCACUUGGCACUGGAGGACCAGAGGCUGGAACCCACAGUCAAAUACAGCAAGGACACCCUCUGGGCCACUGCCUGGGCCAAGGUGAAUGCAGGGGAGGAAGGCGCCCAGCAGCUCAGGUGUACAGUGAUGCUGGGAAACCAGAGUCAGAGGACUGCGGAGAAGGUGACCGUCUACAGCUUCCCAGCUCCCAACCUGACCCUGAGCGAGUUGGUGGUCCCAGAGGGGACUGUGGUGACAGUGGAGUGCAAGGCCCAUCCUAGAGCCGUGGUGACACUGAGUGGGGCCCCAGUUGGGACUCCAGGCCCGCGUGCCCAGUUCAUGCUGAAUGCCAGUGCCGAGGACAACGGGCGUAGCUUCUUAUGCUCUGCUGUCCUGAAGGUCGACGGGACAAAGCUGCACAAGAACGAGACCCAGGAGCUCACUGUCUUGUAUGGCCCCCGACUAGACGAGAGUGAUUGCCCAGGAAACUGGACUGUGCAGGAAGGCUCCCAGCAGACCCUGAAGUGCCAGGCCUGGGGGAACCCAGUCCCCAAGGUGAACUGUCACCGGAUCGACGAUGGGGCUUCACUGCCGAUUGGGGUCCUGAGGCCUGUCAUGCGGAAUAUUUCUGGCACCUACAAAUGUCGGGCCAUCAGCCCUCGCGGGGAGGUCACUCGUGAAGUGGUCGUGAAUGUGAACUACCACCACCAGAAUAACAUAGUUGUCAUCGUUUUGGUGGCAGCUGCAGUCAUCUUGGCCACUGUGGGCACAGCUGCUUACUUCUAUAACCGCCAGCGGAAAAUCCGGGAAUACAAGCUACGGAAGGCCCAGGAAACGUAUAAUAACAUGAAGCUGAACACAUCACCCUGAGCCUGCCCCUGGACAGGACCUCCACCAGUGGCAGCAACGCUACAUUGAACAGUGGUGGACAUUCAGCUGCCAUUCAGCUGCACCUACCUUCCUGGGACGCGAGAGGACAGGAUAGAGACCUCAGUCAGAAUACAGACAGCAUUUAGAGUCAUGGCACCUGCACACUCAGGACUCCCAGGACUCAUAGCCACAGGACUGAGCCAGGACGCCAGGGCAAGGCUAAGGGCAUGACUGUUGGGGUGUCAAAGGUGACCUGGUCCGAGAGGUGUGAUGGAGACAUAUACCUCAAACAUGGGGACACUCGUCUGAAAAACAUUGAAAUUCAUCCUCGACUGCAUGUUCUGAGGCCCUACGAUCCUAAGAGCGAAGUGGCCCUGCCCAGUCACAGGCAGCAUGGAAACACAAAGUUCUCACCCUUUGUCAGGCAGUGCUGCCUACUGACUGGUCCUAGCUCUUGAUGAUGACAUAUUUAUUCAUUUGUUAUUUUACCAGAUAUUUAUUAGUGCCUUUUAUGUGGGGUGGAAUGAUAAACAAGACACACAGAAGUUCCUGCCCUCAGGAACCUCUUGGUCUAAUCUCACUCAGGGUUGUCGGGUACAGUUGUGUUGGCUAUGCACUGCACAAGAGUGCCUUGCAGAAAAGAUCAAGUUGGGUGGAAGUUCCCACUCCAUUGGCCAAACUGCUUUCCUCCAGAAGGGGACCAGCAAGUCAGCAAGGUUUAGCUGGUGACAUGCCCGGGAACAGCCCACGGAGCUCUUAACCCCCAGCACUGGUGCUGACCUUUCCCUCCCUCCACCCAGAUGCAUCUCUCCUAGUGCUCACAGUGAUGCUCAGGGGCAUGCCUCAAUGUGAGCGCCCACUCCCUCUCAGCUAAACCGUGGGGCCCAGCCCUGGCCGGGUAGCUCAGUUGAUUAGAGUAUCAUCCUGAAAUGCCAACGUUGUAGGUUUUGUCCCUUGACAGGACACAUACUAGAAUCAACCAGUGAAUGCAUAAAUAAGUGGAACAACAAAUUAAUGUUUCUCUCUCUCUCUCCCCCUUCUUCUUUCUCUCUAAAAUCAAUAAAAUAAACAAUGUGUUCCCUUGAAAGUA